Molecule: messenger RNA, 1533 nt
Organism: Caenorhabditis elegans
Lineage: Eukaryota; Metazoa; Nematoda; Chromadorea; Rhabditida; Rhabditidae
Gene: scpl-1
Product: CTD small phosphatase-like protein 1
Exons: 10
Coding region: 58-1533 (491 amino acids)
Biological process (GO): regulation of transcription by RNA polymerase II
Cellular component (GO): M band
Molecular function (GO): protein serine/threonine phosphatase activity; phosphatase activity; RNA polymerase II CTD heptapeptide repeat phosphatase activity
Source: RefSeq, marked reviewed
AAAUAUCUCGUCGAUCCUCCAUCAUCCACCUUCUUCCCCAGUCAUCAUAAUCAUCGGAUGACCUACGCUGAAUCGACUCGAUCCGCCGUCGUCUACUCGUCGAUUGUGCCUCCACCACGUACUCCAGUUGGUCCGCCGAUGUUGAAAGAUGGCGUGCGGAAAGGAUCCGCAUCGCAACCACUUCAACCAAAAAACGGUGCCAACAGUUUGGACUAUUGGAGUAAAUCGGAAGAUGAAAAGUCUGGAAUAACGUGUUACUACAGUCGUCAUAAUAUUCAAUUUCCACCACCACAGAGGAAAAUGAAACCUGUAAAACCAAAUCCUGUGGGAAGGUCAACAAUAAAUGGAUUCACACCAUCGACAUCAUCACCACAAAAUGGUCUUAGAUAUCCACCAUUUCCACAGAAUACACCAGAAUCUGUGAUGAGUCCUCCAGUUGGAAUCUACCGUAAUAUUCCCGCAAUGCCACGUGCAAAACUUACAAAAGAUGAGAAAAAUGGAGGGAAAAUGAAUCGAGAUGGUGGAGGAGAAAACCCAAAAAAUGUAGUUUGGGGUGGAACAUCAAGAAAAGAUGAUGAUACGGCUAGUACACCGUUAAAUUCAUUUUCAGCCAAUGCAUCAAUCGAGAAAAAGCGAUCAACAGCGAGAAGGAAACCAAGAUGGGCACGCUGUUUUCAGACACUUUUCUGUUGUGUGACUCCACCCAGAGAGAUUGAAAAGAUACAAUCAAGCCAACGAACGAACAGUACAAACAACAAUCAUCAGAAUGGAAGACCAUCUACACCAACAAAUACAGGACCACCCAUUCAGCUUAUCACACAGGUUCAUCGUGAUGGAACAGUAACUGGACUACCGACGACCGGUCAAGCAUGCCAACAAAAUGGAAGUGGUGAUGGAGUGACACCUUAUGAUAAAAUUGCUAAUGAUUCAGUGGGAACAAUAAACGAGAAGCCACUUCUUCCACCAUUAUUACCACAAGAUUCGAAUAAAAAAUGUCUGGUGAUCGAUCUUGAUGAGACAUUAGUGCAUUCUUCGUUCAAGCCCGUGAAGAAUCCGGAUUUUGUGAUUCCCGUCGAAAUUGAUGGUGUCGAGCAUCAAGUAUAUGUACUGAAACGACCGUACGUCGACGAGUUUCUUGCGAAAGUUGGAGAACAUUUUGAGUGUAUUCUAUUUACUGCGUCACUUGCUAAGUACGCUGAUCCUGUGGCUGAUUUAUUGGACAAGAAACGGGUAUUCAGAGGACGACUUUUCCGUGAAGCGUGUGUAUUCCAUAAGGGUAAUUAUGUAAAAGAUUUGAGUCGACUGGGAAGAAAUCUGAAUCAAACUUUGAUUAUCGACAAUUCACCAGCCAGUUAUGCAUUCCAUCCUGAAAAUGCGGUACCAGUGACGACGUGGUUUGAUGAUCCUUCAGAUACAGAGCUUUUGGAUAUUCUUCCAUCUUUGGAGCACUUAAACGGGUUCUCAAGCAUCUAUGAUCUGUAUCGACCAGAAGAAGGACCACAAUCCGAGCUUCUGAAUCACUGCUCUUGCUAA